CGUUCCUGUCCUUGUUCACGAUCCGUAACGACCGCUCGACGCUAUACCCCGCAACCCUCGCCAUGGCCGACCGACCGAGCUCGCAGGUGUCCACCACACCUACUGCCGUCGACGACCGCGGGCGCGGCCAUGCACCCGACCACCAAGACUCGCAGAAUGUCUCCGAGAAGCAGUCAUCCGUUAGGAAGGAGCGACCUACUGUCGCAGUAACACAUCCAAACUCGAACGAUACAUACGAACCCAUUCUCUUCUACGACGAGCCACCUCCACUCAAGUAUACCAUCAAGACUGGCAGCCGCGAGCGUGCCAUAAUCAUCUGGUUUACUCUUCUCUUCGUCGAGUCUGGCAUCCUUCCCCUCAUUCUGUUCUAUUCACUCUCCUGGGGCGCGCAUCUGAGCACCACGAAGAACCUUGCCAUCAUCACAAGCCUCAUCGGCACCGUGUCCGGUUUCAAGUUCGCGCAACGAAUGUGGUUCUUGUGGUUCAUCCGUGACCACGUCAGUCGGAGACCGAUCGGUGUUGGACGCUGGGGUAUCGACUUCUUCCAAUACAUUCUGAGCUUCGCCAUGGCAGCGUUCUUCAUCCCACUCAUCAUCGGUUCCUCGGUAAACCCGGGGAGUCCGCGAAUUACCGCGAUGGCUUUGCCAUGCGUCAUGCUCGUCCUGACCCUACCGCUCCUCAUCACCGGUGUCUUCCCUUACCGGAUUCGCGUACCGUGGCGUGUCUCUUCCUUCCCGCCACGUCAGCCCCUCCCUCCCCUCGGAUAUUGCUAUGUCGAGGACAUUGUCGCUGUCGACGGGGGCGGCUGCACGCAGUUCCGACAGGCUUGGCGUACUCGCUACGAAGAAUCACAGGUCAUUCGACACAUGGUCCGCCAGCUCUCCGUUCUCUGGGGAGUCUCGGGCCUGAUCGUCGCCGCCGGCGUGCUCGCAGCGUGCUGGACCGCGAGCGUAGACACGGGCUACGGGAUCGGCUACGGGAUCCCGUGGCUCUGGGCGCUGCUCAUGACCGCAGUGACCGUCGUGCGGGUGCACAACGAGCUCGCGCGCGAGCGUCGCGAGUGGGUCGCGCGUAUGGAGGAGGUGCACCGCGCGCGAAGAUUGCGCAUUCGCGAGGGGAAGUACGACCCGCCUGCGCUGCCGACGACGGUGGACGAGGGCCUGCGGCGGGACCUGGACGCGCGGCGCUCGGUAGACUGGCGAGACACAGAGGGGGCGGAGCACCGGAGGACGGCGAGCGACGGGAGCUGGUGGGUGCGGAGUCGGAGCGGUCGGAGGGGCGUGGUGAGCUCGCCAACGAGGGGCGUGAGCGGUAAUAGGGAUGGGGAGGGCGUAGCGGCGCCGGAGCCCGCGGUGACGAGAGAUCGGCGGAGUGUGAGCCCGGGAUCACGUUGGGAGGGCAGACGAGCCCUGUGUGAGGCCAACCGUGGUUCUCCGCGUGUGGUGGGUGGUUGGUGAGUGCUGUAUAGUGUAUGUCGACCACUUGGUGUUUAUGAUUAUGUACGAUUAAUGGACCUGGAAUGGAAUGGAUUAGAUACACGG
Molecule: messenger RNA, 1541 nt
Organism: Fomitopsis serialis
Lineage: Eukaryota; Fungi; Basidiomycota; Agaricomycetes; Polyporales; Fomitopsidaceae
Exons: 4
Coding region: 63-1457 (464 amino acids)
Source: RefSeq, a predicted model, not a curated record